CCCAGAGGUAAAUGGCGGGUGCGAAGUGAAACACAUGUCUUCCCACAUUUCGACUUAAGAUAUAACAAGAAAUACGUGCAAUUAAGUAGGUAGCAGCUAUAAAGUAGAGUAGUUCAACAACUUGACAAAAGAUGUCAACAUCAUCUCCAAGCCCUACCAGCGAUAUGACGUCAGCUGAAUCAACAUCGACAAAUUCGUCAAAUCCAUCAUCAGAAAAUGAUUUAGACACUGGGCCGAAUACAAAAUGUACAAUAUGUAAUGAAACCUAUACGAUUCCUAAAGUACUCUCGUGUUUUCACACAUUUUGUCAGCCUUGUCUUGAAAAACUUCAGGAGACCCCUGAUAAGAUCACAUGUGUCGGUUGCAGACAGGAUACAUUAUUAGGACCCCUUGGACUUCAUGGAUUAGUGCCAGACUUCGCAGUCAGUAACAUCCUUGAAGAAAAUGAUGUGACGGACACAUCAGCACUACAUUGUACAGGGUGUAAGACAAAGGACACAAACGCAGUAGCUCGUUGUUUUGAUUGCGCUAAUUUGCUCUGCGCUAACUGCGUCAUGGCGCACCAAUUCAUGCAUUGCUUUGAAGGGCAUCAUGUACGAUAUCUGGCCGAUUUACAAAACAAAGACGCUAAGAUUGAGAAAACAGUUCAAUGUCUGAAGCAUAAGCAUGAUGCUUUGAAAUAUUUCUGCCUGACGUGUAAUAUACCAAUAUGCCAGGAAUGCACAGUUGUCGAUCAUGCGAAUGGUCACAAUUACGAGAUCAUAUCAGAAAUAAGCGAUGGAAUUGUUGAGAAAAUUCAUCAGAUGUCGGAAGAUUCGAAGAAUAAGGCAAACUCUCUGCGUGGUUUGUCCAAAAGUAUCGAGCACACAUCCAACCACUUGCAAAUCCACUACCACAAAGCGCAAAAUGAAAUCAACGAGACCUACAAUUUUUAUCGUUCGAUGAUUGAGGAACGCAAACAGGAGGUACUCAAGGAGUUAGAUGGCGCAUAUAAUGCAAAGCAGGUGACCUUGAGCGCCAUAGCAACGAAGAUGCAGGAUUCUACUGAUAAGUUAUACCAGGCAGCUGAGUUUGUUGACAAAUUGAAGGGCCACACAAGUAGUUCCGAGUUGCUGGUCUACAAAAAGCUGCUGGAUGAUAAACUUGAUGGCUUGUUAAACUACUUCCCAGAUCAGAACAUUCAGAAUAUGUUCGAUAUGGAAUUCGUCUCCAAUUACCAGGCGAUACAGGUUGGAGUCCGAAAUACCUUUGGAUAUGUGCGCCAGAAUGCUGAUAAGCCUGCCCCAAUAGCAAGACCAAAUACAGUCAUCCAGAAUCAUAAUCGUAAAAAUCGAAUCAUGUCCGACACGAGUGGUCUCAUGAAUGGUCAGCACCAUGGUCAAUUGAUUGAUACGCAUUCAUUGAUCAAGCGAUUCUCCACGAAUAAUCUGUUGAAUUUCCCACCACCACCAAGUCUGCCGUCACCAACGGAACAAAAGGUUUCCUACGAUACAUGGUCUCCUGGUAUUGACAUCAUGCAGAAUGGAGGUCAGGGAGGGGGAGAUGUCUUCACGACCAGCGCAGAUCCAAUAGUUGACCUUACGUCCAAGCUUAUCACAGCAAAUAUCUACCCACCGAAAUCACAGCUGAAACGACAGAAGAUGAUUUACCAUUGCAAGUUUGGUGAAUUUGGCGUCAUGGAAGGUCAAUUCACAGAGCCAUCUGGUGUAGCUAUCAACGCCCAGAAUGACAUCAUUGUCGCCGAUACCAACAAUCACAGAAUUCAGAUAUUUGAUCGAGAAGGUCGCUUCAAAUUCCAAUUUGGGGAAUGUGGGAAACGUGAUGGCCAAUUGUUGUAUCCCAAUCGUGUCGCUGUUGUUCGAACCUCUGGUGAUAUUAUUGUUACUGAGCGUAGUCCAACACACCAGGUACAAAUCUACAACCAAUAUGGGCAGUUUGUUCGCAAAUUUGGCGCCAACAUCCUACAGCACCCCCGUGGAGUCACUGUUGACAGCAAGGGUCAUAUCAUCAUCGUUGAGUGCAAGGUGAUGCGUGUCAUCAUUUUCGAUCUCUUUGGAAAUGUUCUACAGAAAUUUGGCUGCUCCAAGCAUUUGGAGUUUCCCAAUGGUGUCGUUGUGAAUGACCAAGAAGAAAUCUUCAUCAGUGAUAAUCGCGCUCACUGUGUUAAAGUGUUCAGCUACCAGGGGGUGUUUCUACGACAAAUCGGAGGUGAAGGCGUCACAAAUUAUCCAAUCGGUGUUGGAAUCAAUCUUGCUGGAGAAAUCCUCAUUGCCGACAACCACAAUAACUUCAACGUUACCAUGUUCACCCAAGAUGGCCACUUCCUGCAUGCCUUUGAGAGUAAGGUAAAACACGCACAAUGUUUCGAUGUGGCCCUCAUGGACGAUGGGUCCAUUGUACUCGCCAGCAAGGACUAUCGUUUGUACAUCUACCGAUACAUGCAACUUCCUGUGUUUCCUAUGUAACUUCAUAGAGACUUCCGAGGCUCAGAGAACUAUUCAGUUAAACUAUCACAUUGGUGUAUCAGACAGUAUCACAAAGGUGUAUCAGACUGUAUUGUGGAUCCCAACUUAGUGACACUAAUCAUAGAAUUUGACCCAAUAAACUUAAUAGGUGAUACAAAACAGCAGUUGAGUAUUCCAAGGAUUCAGCACUUAAAAAAAGCUAUGAGACAAUGCCGUUCGACUAAUAAGUAUUUUGUGUUGAAGUUGCCAUACAGUAAGUUCUCAAGCCUCAUAUUUGAAGCAAUAUAGAUAACUAAGAUGACUUGAGCGUAAAAGUCUAGUGAAGACUUCUUGUAGGGUCAGUCUCAUACAGUAUUCUUUUGGAUGAGAAGUGAUACAAUCUCCAAUGCAUGUGUUGCUUCACUAUUAUUACAUGUUUGCCAAAUUAGUAGGACUAAUUAAUUCAAUUUAUAUAAUCAGCAUAUCAAGUAUAGACGAUUCAGGAAUUGAAUAUAACAUGAGUAAUUUUUAAUUGAAUACAUUUAUUUGCUAUAAGGCCGAAUCAUAUAAAUAUAUGUUUCACAUCUAGUCAAUUUUUUCAUAGUGGAUGUGAAACAUUCUUUUAGCUUGGCCUUUUUGUAAACAUUAAAUGCUUGGAUGCAUGUAGACCUUGCUCAUACCCCACAAUGGAUGCAUUUUUGAUAAUUAGCAGAAACCCAGUUAGAAAUUAUGUAUUUUCAUAUGUUGCUUGUAUCUUUAUUAUCUAUAAACUUUUUGACAAAUUAACUACAAACUUGAUUUUUAAUCAAAUAAUUUUAUAGAAUUUAAAACUUUGAUAAAUCAUCAUACUCUCAAAUGGAUUUCAUGAUGGAUAGUCUGCCAUUUUGAAUAUUUUGAGUGUUCAGUACCAAAUAUAUCGAUUGCUGCAAUAUUCACUAUAUAAUCUGAUAAUUGUAUUAUACUAUUAUAUUUGCAUGUUAAAAACUUCAGAGUUAUAUUUCUUGAGCAUAUACAUAUAUUAUUGUAAAAUUGGUAAAAGACAUUGCUAGUGACAUAUGUUCAGUCCCUCUCAUAUUUAUAAUUCAAGACAAACCGUAUAAGUUCUUAUUUCUGUAUGAAAUAUCACAAAUUGUUUUAGGUCAUGCUCAAGAUAUAUGAACUGGGUUAUUGUUGUGAACAUAUGUGCUACCUCUAUUUUAUUGCAUGUGGUUAGCCCGUUACGCAGUUAAUUAUUAUUACACUAUUAUUAUUAUAAUGUCAAUUGCCAAACGGUUAUUUUUAGCUAUAGUUUUAUGUUUAGCCAUAGAUGUGUGUUUUAUUUUAGCUGUAUAUAGGUUUGUUUUAAGUUUAGGCCCAGGGAUUGAAUCCUCGAUUGCCAUGCCAUCAUCAAUUUUAUGUGUAGUUGCUAAGGUAACGGGAGUGCAUAGCAACUAGUGAUCCAAUCCCUGGGCCAGUUGUUAGAAUUAAAUAUUGUGUACAACUAUGUGUUUAUUAUAACUGUUAAUCAAAAUAUGCAUGACAUUAUUUUAUUAUUGUAUUGAAUUAAGGGAACUAAUGGUCACAUUUAUUUUAUAUAUCAAUAUAUUUUAAAUAUUAUAUAAUAAUUGAUGUUGAGCGUUUUUAUUACCAUGUUUAAUAGGAGAGAGUGUAUGAGAAAUUCAUCAGAUGAGAUUAAGUUUAUCACAAUUUGGGUGCAACGUUUUAUGCUCAACCUAAUGUUUUGUAAAAAAAGAAAUAUGUUGAUUUUGAAAUACGUUCAUUGUUAAGCAGAACAUCCUGAAAAGUGACACACUUUUUCUGUUAUUUAGAUCAUGUAUAUGUUUCUCACAAUCUUUUCUAUUUGGAAUUAUGACACAUGAGUGUGGAGGCUUCUGAUUUCAGAAAAAGUGUGACAGUUUUCUAAGUUUUGUUAAUAACAAAGUCAACAUGAUCUUGGCUUUCAAAUGAUUGCAAAUAUCAAUAUUUAUGACUACUAGAGUGCUGAUCUUGGCCAGCAAAUUCAGCUUCAAAUUUUAAUUAUAUGCUUCGUUUUAAGAAUACUUUUACUGAACAAUCAAUUUAAUUUUUUAUUUCUGUUUUAAUAGGGACAUGAGUCAGUUAUUAAAGUUAGUUGAUUUUGCUAGCCAGGAUCUUUAAUGUAUUAUUUUCAUGUCAUGAUAUUUUGAAAGUAUUUUCUUGUCAUGAUAUUUUGAUUCUUCACAAGAGUUUUGUGAAAUUAUCAACACCAAAUUGAUUCAAUGUAUAACUAUAAAAUACAUGUUGUUAUUCUAUGUUAAUUUUGCUUUAAAUAUUUAACUACACUGUGUGACAGUGUUGAAAACUAUGGUUCUGUUUUUAUAUUGUAUUUAUUUUACGUAGUUAUGUACUAGACAGUGAUAUAAAGUUAAGAAAAAAACAAAAAUGUAAAAAAAAGUAUAUGAAGGAUAUUCUGACAGUUUGACGGAAACUCAACCGGUGUUUGUUGGAGUUGAAUUUAAACGAUGAGGUUCAUCGAAGUGUAUAUGAAUAUUUAGUGGUGUUAUUAUAUGCUAUAUUUUACCACAAGUAUUGUACAGUAGGUCUCUGUCAAAUAAGUCAAAAUACGCAAUGUUGCAAAGUAUUAAUGCGAAAUGUAGGAAUGGCUCUUGGUCAGUGGCAAAUGGAAACUUAAAACUCAGCAAAAAUUCAGCUACAAAAAUCAAUAAGUUUGGACAUUAAAAUAAAUGUACACGAGUCCCAUUUUGGGUCCCUUCAGAUAUGUGUUCACUUAACAUUCCUUCGUGAUAUUGAAAUCACUGAAAAGAAGUAAACAUAUGUUGGUUUUAAUUUCCGGUUGCCUGACCUGGGAGAGUUUUUUUGUAAUCUCACUCAUGAAUGACAGUGUUGGUUAAAGCAAAGCUUAGGACCAUUAAUUCCAAAGAAUUUUAUUUUUAAUACUUAACUCAUGGUAAUGUAGAAUAUUUUAUACAGAUACAGAUAUAGCUAGUUUUUGUUUGGGGUUUUGCUACCAAUUGUUAUGAGAUUUCAAUUAAGAGAUCUCUUCCAUAUUUUAUACACAAAAUUAAGCGAUUUGCACCUUUAUACAAACUGUUCUUAAAAAUUAAAAAAAAACUUUUAUACUUAACUGUUAAUUUGGUCAAAAAUUGUUAAAAUGAUAAAAUGCUUGGCUGAUUUUUCUAGAAGAAGGGUGAUGUAUUUCUGACCCUUAUAUCAUGUUACAAAACAGUAUAACAGUGUAUCUGCUAUAUAGUGUAGAGGUCCUUUUUACAUCAUUCACCAAAAGUGUAUUUUCCAUUUAGAUUUGCCAUAAAACAUUUUUAAACAUUAAAGUCACAUAUUUUCAUAUAACUUGCAGGUUAAGUGCAUUCUCCGAACUGCAGAUGAAGGUUAAGGCCAGUUUCUCUGCGGUUCAAAGAAUGACAUGAUUAUUGUAUUAUUCUUACUAUAUAAUGCAGCUUCAUAUUAACUCUAGAAAUGAUUUAUAAAAAAUAAUGUUAUUGGUAGGUUACAUCAAACCAUUUACAUAUUACUACUUCAUACAGUAUAUAAAGUUAUAGAAAUCUCACUCUGGCAAUAUUUAUGAAAUGUUCGCUACCAUAGCAACUGUUGUUAGGUAAUAUUGUUGAAUGUUGUCUGGUAGUUAUGCAGGGUACAUGUUGUAUAGUGUGUAUUGUGAGUAUAUAUAAAACAAAAAGAAAGUGAAGGAAGUGCCAAUCUUUAGUAUGAGAAUAAAAUGUGUGCAUAUCUGUUUAUUUAAGCACAUUUAAGCUUAACUUUAUAUAUACUCGCAAUGAUAAUUGUAAAGAGCAUGUUUAGUCGUAACCUUAGCACUUGUAAAUAAUCCUCAGAAAUUCUUGGGAAAAUUUUGGAAUGCUGUAACCUUUAGAUAAAAAUUGGUUAAUUAUCACGUUGUGAGGAAAAUCUUUGACGGCUUACCUGUAAUAUUUCACCAGGUUUUCAUUUGAAACCCGACAGCUGAUCUAGGGUUGCUACGAUUAACAGAUUACAUCCGUACAAUUUCAGAAAGAGAAAAACUGAUAUCCCCUUGUGAAAUAUUCAUGUGAUUCAUCUUUUUGCUUAUUAAAUUUCCUUUUUGAGACAAUCUCAAAGAAAUCUUAAAGAAAUCUAAUAUUCUGAUGCCAUAUCAGUUAAUACAGAUUGCCUUGUUUUGUCUUGCCAGAUCUGAUUUGUUGCCAGAUUUACACCUGUUUUGCCAGAUUUCUAUCAUUGUUGCUAUUUCAUUUUGUAAAUAUUUCAAGAAAACUAUGGUGAUAAUUGUCACUUCAUGUUACUUUUUAUUAUCUGUCUCAUUAUUAUUUUUUGUUUUCACUGUAUAUCUGAUAUAAUGAUCCUUGGUGUAUCAACUAAAAUUAACCGACUCAGAGUAGAAAAAAUUAUUAAAAGUGUCACAUAACAUUAUGCACUCAUCUCGGACCGAACAUUUAUUAUUUUAAAAUCUUUUUUAAAUAAUGUGGCAAUAUGUCUUUUUUUACUCGGAACUUCGAAAAUCAGAUUGCAUUUUGGGGGUGUAGGCCAAUCAUAAAAUGAAAUGUAAGUUUAGGCUACCCAUAUAAUAUUAAUUGGAAGUUUGGG
Molecule: messenger RNA, 7016 nt
Organism: Owenia fusiformis
Lineage: Eukaryota; Metazoa; Annelida; Polychaeta; Sabellida; Oweniidae
Source: the annotation of a GenBank genome assembly